This is a messenger RNA of Cotesia congregata, 2571 nucleotides long. Lineage: Eukaryota; Metazoa; Arthropoda; Insecta; Hymenoptera; Braconidae. The record is from the annotation of a GenBank genome assembly.
AUGGGUAAACGGAAGAAGCCAGGAUUAUUCCCAAAUCAGCCUAAGAAACUAAAACCUUGGAGUGCGGAAACGAAAAAUAAAACUGGAAGAAGCUUCAAUUCUCAGAUGCAGGGAGCUAUUUAUUCGCUGUACAAAUUUAUGAAAGCAGAACCAGACAAUAAGGGUCCAAUAAUUCCUCUCAGUCAAGUCAGAGACCGCAACAUUUCUUUUAAUGGACAGAGAGAAACGCUUCGCAGAGUUUUACACGAUAUUGGCUUUACCUACAAACGUCGUAAUGGCAUUUAUUACCUUAUCGAAAGGCCGGAUAUUGUAAGGAAACGUCAGCGUUUUAUGGAAAAAUAUAUUGAUGCUGUACGACAGGGCUACUACCCUGUUUUUGAAGAUGAAACCUGGAUUUAUAAAAAGGGAUCUAGUAAAACUCGAGAAUGGCAAAACAAUGAUAGCCGAAGCUGCUCUCUUGAAAAACAACCUACGGCAAAGUGGAGGAGAGAUGAGAUACAAGUGUGGCUUGAAAAAAAUAACGUCGACUUCAAGCGUGACUCAUUUAAAGCCGUACUAUUGGAACUCUGUAGAGCAAACAAGAAGCCAAUCAAAUAUGUCAUCGAUGAGCUUCUGGCUAAAAACACUGACCACAUAAUCAAUCGUCUACCAGCAUACCAUUGCUUUUACAACCCGAUUGAACUGGUUCAAGGACUCGUGAAACGCUACUUUGAUAAACACGUAGGUCUUGGUCAUGACUACUCCGAGGACAGUAUGCUGAUGCAUUGGGAAAAUGCUUUGGAUUCAGUGACACCAGAAGUAUGGAAAAAUUGUGUUGAAAAAGUCGAAAAAAGAAUUUUUGAAGAUUAUGAACGCGAAUUCGGCAACAAGCAAAAACUUCCGAACUUUGACGAAGUACCUGAUGAUGAAGACACAGAAUCCGAAGACGAUGAUGAUCCAGAUGACUUGAAGCUGCCUAUUGAUGCUGACUCUGUAAAAAGAGCAUUGUUUGCAAAUGGCAACACAGACAGUAAUGCAGAACCAUCAGUAAACAAUGACUCAGUUACUGAGGAAAAAAAAACAGAAGAUCCCGUAGCAUCAACUAUGACUUCAGAUGAAAAUCAAUUACCAGCUUCCGUUUCGAAUUGGUUAAAAGAACCAGAAGAAACAGUGAUCUCUAAUAAAACUGGGAUUGCACUCCGAGUCUUUGAUUUGAAAACAUUAUUGUCAUCUCACUUACUCAAUGAUCAGAUUAUUAAUUUGUAUCUGCGAUUAGUUGUCCAAAGUGAAGGAUCACACUUUUAUGCGUUUGAUACGCACUUCUACCCGCAGCUGUUAAAAUCGUAUGACAGCGUAAAGAACUACACAAAAAAUGUAGAUAUAUUUUCCAAAAAAACCGUGCUUAUUCCUGUUCAUUCAGCAGAAUUAAGACAUUGGUCAUUAUGUGUUAUACAUUUUGAUCAAAAGAAAAUAUCUUAUUACGACAGUCUGAAUUAUGUCAAUAAAUCAUGUAUCACGACAGUUUUCCAGUAUCUUCACCAAGAACAUUCAAUCAAAAAAUCACGUCAUUGGAACGAUUCAAAUUGGAAAGACAUUCAGGAAACGAACUUGCCUCAACAAAACAACUUAACGGAUUGUGGUGUUUUUGUGUGUAAAUUUGCUCAUUAUAUAUGUAAAAACGCACCGUUUACAUUUACUGCUGCUGACAUGCCAAAAAUUCGAAGAACAAUGAUGGAGGAAAUUGUUUUAUUAAAGUUGCAACCAAUAACACCUCAAGAACCCCAGACUUCCGCAAUCAGUCGAUCAAUAUCGGCAUUUGCGAGAGAUCUUAAGCAAGCACGUGUCCCAACAAAGACGUGUUCCAAAAAGAAGGAGCCACCAAGGAAAUCUUCGACUUCUAAGGAGCUUUCUUCAACCGUGAAACCGCUUUGUGAGAUACGGACUAGCUUAGAAGGGGUCUAUUUGCACCAAUCGGCAAAUUUGCAUCAAGGUGAUUCACGAUUUCCUGAAGAUCGCCGAAAUGCUCAAUGUACGGCCAUUGUGGCGUACAGUAUAGCUGCAUUGAUCUUAAAUAACGGAGAAAUUUCAAGGACAUUCUUAGACAAUAUUGUGAGAGAUGGAGAUCAAUAUUAUGUAGACAGCAAAAAAGAGAAUCAAGUGAAGGAGGCAUUUCUACAACCGGAAGAGCUGCUGAAGAUAUUCCAUGUAAAUCAUCAAGAAGUGACAAUUGAUAUCGAUCAUUGUGGUGAAGGACACUUUUUUUCAUCGGGUCUUAUUACUUCUCUGACUGCUGCUAUUGAUUAUUGUGUAGAGAUUUGUAAAGAACAACUUGACCAAUAUGGGUUCUUAUUUAUUGGUCACGGAAAAACUGUCUCAUUCAAAAUAUCCUCUAAAAAUCACAAACAUUUCUUUAUGUUCAACUCUCACAGUGUUGAUAAUAACAACUGUUAUCCCAAGAAUGGUCCUAAGAAAGGAGUAGCCCGAUUAUUUCGAUGUCUUUCAUCGAGAUGUCUCGCCAGCCUACUGAUUCAGAAUCACCCUCGUGAUGAGAGAUAUUGGCAGAUUUAUCGCAUCAAAGUAUCAUCGACUUAA